AAUUUGACCAGACGAGCCAAUCAGAGAAGACAUUUUCAACCAUGGUUGGGAAGCCAGCACUGAGUUCAGCAUGAAGAGCUCUGUGUGUGUGUGUGCGUGUGUGUGUGUGUGCUUUUACUAUGUGAAUGUAUGAAGAUGUGUGUGUGUGCAUGUUUAAGCUGAAGUAGUGGUGGCGGGGCAUGAUGGUGGUAACCAUGUCCACAGAAGAUGUGACUAACUGCACCAUCAGCCAUGAAAUCCACCAAUACGUCUUCUCCUGUGUAUAUAUUAUCGUACUACUGGUUGGUGUUCCUUCUAACCUUUACUCAUUGUAUCACGCUGCAGUGCAGCUGAAGCAAAAGAAUGAGUUGGGCGUUUAUUUACUCAACCUCACUGUGUCCGACCUGUUGUACCUGACGUCUUUACCACUGUGGCUCCAGUAUUUCUUUCAGGAUGACGACUGGCGUCACAGGGAGUGGCUGUGUAAGCUGUGUGGCUUCCUGCUUUAUGAGAACAUCUACAUCAGCAUCGGCUUCCUGUGCUGUAUUAGCUUGGAUCGCUACCUGGCUGUGGUCCAUCCUUUGAGGUUCUCCUCCUUUCGCUCCUUUAGUGCUGCGUGGUUUGUCAGUGCGAUCAUCUGGCUGAAGGAACUCGCAGUGGGCGUGUUUUUUUUUCACCAUAAAGAAGUGAGCAGAGACCCCACCAACCAAUCGCUGUGCUUCGAGCACUACCCCAUGAAGCCGUGGGAAUAUUCCAUCAACUAUUACCGCUUCUCCGUUGGCUUCAUGUUCCCGCUGGCUAUUCUGUUGAUCAGCUACCUUUGUGUUCUUCGUGCCGUCAGUCGGAGCGCAGGGACGCAACCGGACCAGAAGGUCAGAAUCAGACAGCUGGUCAGCAGCACCAUCCUCAUCUUCCUCAUCUGCUUCUCCCCCUAUCAUGCCUUCCUUUUAGUGCGCACCCUGCUGGAGCGGGACUGCAACUUCAUCAGAGGGAUAUUUAAUUACUACCACAUCUCGCUGUUGCUGACCACGCUAAACUGUGUUGCCGACCCUGCCCUUUACUGCUUUGUCAGUGAAAGUGCCCGCCAUGGCCUGUACAGGUCCAUAUUUCAUCCAGUUAUCAGAUUGCUUUGUUGCUGCUGUCGACGUAGCAACGCAAGCCCCGCCCAUGCCUCCACAGAUUCCCAUGAGGUGGCCAUGGAAGAGAACAACAGCCACCCAACGGUGACUCUGAUCACACACGCCAACACACUCAACAGUGCCACCAAAGACACCAAGACAAUUUUAAUCACACAACUGGAUGAAAAGACGAUCACACCUUUAUUUGGAGAGAGUAAACGCAGCGGUGUGGUGGUCAUGGAGGUGCAGAGCAAAAAGACAGGCUGGACUGAAGAGAAGGGUCCCGCGUAAAGUUACCUGAGGAACAGUCAGGAACUGUCCUCACAGUAGACCGGGGGGACUACAGCUAAAUCAACCUGAAAACGAGAACAGCACUCUGCCAAUGCGGAAAUCAUGAAUGGUUAAAUUCCAUAUUCUGCCCUUUCAAACUCCAGAAUGUAAUGUUUUCUUUGUGGGACUAGACCAUUUUCACCAAGUGUAGUUUAUUAGUGUUUGAAUAAUCCUGCCAAAGAGCUGAUUAUUUCAGACCUACCAACACCAUCAGGGCAAAACACCAUUAUUUUAAAGGAGACCACCUUUUACAGUCAAAUAUGUUUAACGUUUCAUGAUAAACAUCCUCAGUGUCCAACAAUUCUUUGUUUACAUAGAAGUUCUCCUGCUGUCAGCAAAAUUUACACAUGAAACAGCUCCUGUGAGACAUCUGUGACAUAGGAGAAGGAAGUUCAAGGAAGUUCAUACUAUCUGAGGUACUCUCAGUGAGCCCAACCUCACCCCCUCAGAUCUUGGUGGAAUUUGGUAUACGGGUAGUCUUUGGUGGGAAAAGGCUAACUUUCAAAUUUCAGUUCACUCAUACCAGUGGUUCCUGAGAUAUAGCCAUUUCUUUUCUCACUUUUUCAUGAAAAAGAAAAAAAAGAAGAAAAUCAAAUGAAUUCAGCAACUCAUGAUCUGAUUUUUAAAAGCAAGGUAUCUUUGGAAAGGAUUUUAUAUAAGGAAUCUAAAUGUGACAUUUAUUUGAUCUUCUGUGAAUAUUUAGGAAUGAUG
This is a messenger RNA of Thalassophryne amazonica, 2138 nucleotides long. It is a transcript of the gene gpr68, whose product is annotated as ovarian cancer G-protein coupled receptor 1. The record is from RefSeq and is a predicted model, not a curated record. Gene Ontology annotation, cellular component: membrane. The transcript is spliced from 6 exons. Gene Ontology annotation, molecular function: G protein-coupled receptor activity. Bases 180 to 1388 code for a protein of 402 amino acids. Gene Ontology annotation, biological process: cellular response to pH; G protein-coupled receptor signaling pathway. NCBI's taxonomy places the organism in Eukaryota, Metazoa, Chordata, Actinopteri, Batrachoidiformes, Batrachoididae.